Messenger RNA from Diabrotica virgifera virgifera (western corn rootworm), 24672 nucleotides. Its product is annotated as neurocalcin homolog. The coding region runs from base 3379 to 3951 and encodes 190 amino acids. Gene Ontology annotation, molecular function: calcium ion binding. Lineage: Eukaryota; Metazoa; Arthropoda; Insecta; Coleoptera; Chrysomelidae. The record is from RefSeq and is a predicted model, not a curated record. The transcript has 4 exons.
CAUCAAAACGGAUCGUAUGAUUGUUUUAUAUACUUUGUACAAUAAAACGAAGAAAAUUCGAAUAUCUGGGUCACCUGAUGAGAGGACGUAAAUACGCAUUACUUCAAAAUAUAAUGCAAGGCAAAAUAGAAGGAAAACGCAAUCCAGGCCGUAGAAGAAUGCCAUGGUUGCGGAAUUUGAGAGAGUGGUUUGGCUGCACCACUAAUUAACUUUUUAAGUCAACUGUAAACAAGAUCAGCAUAGACUUGAUGAUUUCCAAUCUCCGAUAGGAGUGGCACAAGAAGAAGAAGAUCUUUGUACGUCUUGUUAGUUUUGAAGGGCAUAAAGGGCUUGUGAUCUGUUAUUGUCUUCUUUUAUUGUUGUUCCAAGAUUACGUCGUUCGAUGACGAUUCGUUGUUUAAAAAUUAGUUUAACGCGUUUCAACGUGGUUGCACGUCGGCAUUUGAUGUCCCUUCCAUGUGCCCGGAAGGGGUGCAUGGGAGGGACAUCAAAAUGGCCAUGCGAAAAGGGCUACCACGGAAGAUAACGUGAAAAAAAUCCACGAUCUCGUAUUGGUAAAUCGCCGACUGAACGUACGCGAGGUAGCAGAGAGAAUAAGCAUCUCAAAAUACUGUAUGGGUGAAACAGAAAGCUGUCAGCGUGUCAGCUGUCACCGUGAGACCACUUCAGAGCAGGGUCACAGUAUAAAGAGGGACAGUAGAACCACUCUCCGAAAAAUUGGAAGUAAAAUCUGCAGUCGCGCAUGGAGACCGCGCAAUGUUGGCAGUCGCUUUUGCCCCACUCUCGCAUUGCUAUUCGCAUAUAAACGUACGGCUUUUAACAGGGAAAACCCGCAUCCACCACUACCACUGGUGAAUUACCAAUUACGUACUGCCGGUAUUACUUCUUGAGAUCAAAGCGCCGACAGAAGAGUGAUUUUACUCUGGAACUCUAUAUACUGUGGCAGGGUCUUAGGCUAUUCAAGCGUAAUCCGAAGGAGGUUCUACGUUGUUUUAUAACCGUCGACGAAACAUGGAUAAACUGGUACACACAGAGCCCAAGAAACAGUCGAAACAGUGAACGUCAAUCCGCGAACGUGCUUGUGACUGUGCUAUCGGCCGGAAAGGUGAUAUAUGAAAGGUGUGAUAUGCAUGGACUUUCUACGAUAGAGUAAACCUGUCACAGGACUCUACUAUACCGAAUUAUUGGGCCGAUUCGACGCCGAAUUGCAGAAAAAACGGCCCACUUUGAUGAAGAAAAAGUGCUCUACCACCAUGACAACGCACCAGCUCACACCUCCGCCGUUGCCAUGGCCAAAUUGGUCGAAUUGGUCUACGAACUGCUUCCCAUCCACCGUUAUCUACAGAUUUGACCCUGUACGACUUAUAUUUGUUUCCAAACUUGAAAAAGUCACUCGCCGAGCAGAAAUUUAAGUCAAAUGAGGAUCAUCGCCGCCAUGGAAGCCAAUUUCACAUACCUCGAGAAUACUUAUUUUUCAGACAUAUUAAAGAAGUUGAAGCAUGGCUGGAUCAAAUGUUCGAGCUAAAAUAAGACUAUGUUUAGAAAUAAAUCACCACUUUUCACAGAAUCUUUGUUUUUCUUUUGUAGUUUCGUUAGUAACCAAGAAAUUGAGAUUCGUCGAGGUGUGCGUCAGGGUUGUGUGCUUUCUCCACUACUGUUCAAUAUAUAUAGCGAAACAAUAUGUCAGGAAGCGCUCCUAGAGCAAAACAUUGGUAUGAACAGUAACGGAGAGUUAAUUAAGAAUAUACGACGAUGACACGCUAAUAGUAACAGAUAACCUAGCAAAUUUACAGUAUUUUUUUUAAAUAAUAAACUCUUUAUUACAGAGACAAAAUAAAGAAGUACAAGUACCAAAUAUAACAAUAUAGGAAAAAAAAAGAAAUCUCUGUAAAAGGGACAAGAGAACAACAUAGCACAACACGAAUGCUGUGCCUGCUGAUCAAAGCUCUGGCCUUUUUUUAACAAUUAAAGAACAUUUUCUGCUGGCAUAUAUAAAUCAAAUAUAUAACAGUUAUAUUACAGUAAUUAAAUUUAAAUAAUAGAAAUAAAAUAAAAAAGAAACAAUACAGGUGAUAGGACAUGAAAAGUAAUGUUUAUAGGGUAUUAUGUGCUGACUCAAGAAGAUGUAAUUUCAUUUUUCUUUUGAAUGAGUUAAUAGCUGGAUAUUUGCUGGAAAACAUAAACACUGAUACCAACAAGUAUCAAAACAAAACAAAACUGAACAUCAAAAAGUCUAAAUUUAUGAUUGUAACAAAGAAGCUAUACACCAAUGUGAAUUUUACCAUAAAUAAUAAGCAAGUUGACAAGCAACAAGCAAUAUUUAGGUGUUUGGUUCACUGAUACUUAUGACCAGACAAGAGAAAUUAAGAAUCGAAUAGAAAUAGCGAGACAAUCAUUAUUUAUCAAAAUGAAAAAGUUCCUAGACAGCCGGGACAUAAAUCUAAACUUAAGAACGAAAAUGUUAAGGUGCUGUUUUCUCCGUUCUGCUGUACGGCGUGGAAGCUUGGACACUGAAAAAGAUAGAUAUCAAAAAUAUUGAGGCAUUUUAGAUCUGGUGCUACAGGAGAAUGUGGAAAAUACCAUGGACAGAUAGUGACAAAUCAAGAUGUUUUGCUGAAGAUGGGGAAGGAAUGUGAAGUCAUAAAAACAAUACAAAUGAGAAAACUCGAAUAUCUAGGCCACAUAAUGAGAGGGGAAAAGUACUCCCUGCUAAGGCUCAUAAUCCAAGGAAAAAUCUCGGGAAAGAGAAAUGUGUGACGGUUGCGAAAUUUAAGGGAGUGGUACGGGUGCAGUUCAAUACAAUUGUUCAGAGCUGCAGCCAAUAAGAUUGCUGUGAUGGUAGCCAACCACCGAUAGGGGACGGUCCUGCAAGAAGAAGAAGAAGUAACGAAGGUAUCGCUUAGGGGUAUUUUAAAUAAAAAAGAAUUCGUGUGCCUCCUGUAUGAUAUCUGAUCUUUUACCCUGUAUAAUUGCAUGCAUCUCUUUAACACUUCCACCUUGAACGCAAUGUCCAGCACAAUUUGAGUCGGCGAAGUAGCUUUGAGUAGUCCCGACUUUUCUAACCGAAGUUUCUUUUCCAACGGCGCUUUUCGACCGUCGAUUUUUUGCCAUUUUCUCGCGUGAUCUGCUCCAAAUUAUGUUCGCGGUUGGAAAAGCGCUCGGGAAAUAAUUUUCACGAGGUUAAACGUCAUUUGGCGGAUUUAUUUUUGUUAGUUUUUCUUCUCCGAACGAAUUGGUGGCCAGACACGGGUUUCGGGCUUCGUUGUAAAAAGUGCUGCGGUCGAGAAAUGGUUAAAUCUUUCGGGAUUGAAACGUUCGCUGGAACCCGCAGGAAUUUAAAUUGGGGUUUAAGGGUUGGUAGAUAGAACUAAAUUAGUUAUGGGGAAACAGAAUAGUAAACUUAAACCUGAAGUACUUGAAGAUCUCAAACAAAAUACGGAGUUCUCAGAUGCCGAGAUCCAAGAGUGGUACAAGGGAUUCCUAAAAGACUGUCCGAGCGGUCAUCUCUCCGUCGACGAAUUCAAAAAGAUCUACGGCAACUUCUUCCCGUACGGCGACGCCUCCAAAUUCGCCGAGCACGUUUUCCGCACAUUCGAUGCCAACGGGGAUGGCACCAUCGAUUUCCGGGAGUUUCUUUGCGCUCUCUCUGUAACCUCCAGGGGUAAACUCGAGCAGAAAUUGAAGUGGGCCUUCUCCAUGUACGACCUCGACGGCAACGGCUACAUCUCCAGACAGGAGAUGUUGGAAAUUGUUACGGCUAUCUACAAGAUGGUUGGAUCUGUGAUGAAGAUGCCCGAAGACGAGAGCACCCCCGAAAAACGCACCGACAAAAUCUUCCGACAGAUGGACCGCAACAAAGACGGCAAGUUAAGCCUUGAGGAAUUCAUAGAGGGCGCUAAGAGCGAUCCGUCUAUAGUGCGACUGUUGCAGUGUGAUCCGCAGGCGCAGUAGUCGCCCAAGUCAUACUCACCAAAAAAUACAAGGACUUCUAUUUUUGUUUUUAUUUGUUCUUUAACUAAAACCGUAAAAGGUGUAGAUGGGCCACGUGCGCAUCACGUGUUCAAAUACCUUGUGUAACAGUAAUAAUAUGUCCGUGUUUACUGACACGUGUAACUGACUUUUGAUAUUGUGUGUUAAUUGAUAUUUGAAGAGGUAAUGCCAAGCUACGUUUGUAGUUUUAUAAAGUUUAAUAUAGAGCUAACAAUAAAAUAUACAAUAAGUUGAAGCUGUGAAUUAUGGUUUCUAAUAAGAAAUAUGAACCCCAAAUGCUUUUUCUGGAGUAUUGCCCGUUUUGUCGCUACUUACUCACUCACUACGAUGUGAUACCCGAUAAGUAAUCUCAGUUAGUCGAAGUUUUCAGCUUUUAGUAUUUUCUUGUUAGUUCUACCUUGAAACAAAUGUUCUUGUACUUAAGAUAUUUCGGAUUUUCUGAUAGUCUACCCCUUAUAUGGUUUACCUAGUUGUGUACAUCAACCACUCUUGUGUGAUCGCGGGGAUUAUACGGCAAUGUCCCGGUUUUUAGUGUUUGUACAAUUUUUAAACGAUGUUGCUGCAGUUUUUACUGAAUAACCAAUUAAUCAAGGUAUAGUUUUCUUACUACAAAAAUACUCUUACGUCAUUCAAGAUUUCUAACGUCAGAAUACGAUUUUAACGCCAGAACAUUAGAGUAUAACUUUUCAUCAUGGUCAUGUUUCUUGUACAGUGAAGCUAGGCAUCAUUGCUCUUAUCAGAGAUAUUUUUCUUUGUUGUUGUUUAUUUUACAAAUAAUAUCUAUAAUUAUUAUUUACUGUAAGAUGUCAAUCGGUUUUCAUUACUUGCCGAAAUAUAUUAAUUAACAACAGUAUUUGUACAGUAAACAAGAACAAAAAAAAAGAUAUCUCUGACAAGUAAUGGUGCCUAACUUCUCACUGUACGAGGACAUGGCCAUGAUGAAAAGUCCUAUUUUGGCAACGCUCUGACGUCAGAAAUCCUGAAUGACAGCGUAUUUUUGUAGUAAAAAACCAUAUGUUACUAUUUAAACGAAUAUAAUAUAGUAAAAUAUUUUUUCAUGUUUGUCCAAUAAAGUAAAAAAUAAAAAUUACCAAUUCUAAUCGAAGAUGGUCGAUUAUUUCGUUCGCACCUGUGGUACAUUUAAUAGAAUCUGUAUUUUCUUCUAUUGCUAUUAUUUUGCAGUAUUAUUUCUCUCAAGACAUCGAAACAAAUCAUAACGACUAUAGCUUGUGGAAUUUAAAUUCGCCCCUUAUUGGGUAUUUAAAUGCUUGCACAGAAUGACAUUUAUUACUUGACAUUUUUAUGAUAAACAAAAGCUCAUAACCUCAAAACGUUAAGUUUCCCGCCAUGUAGCAAGAACACAAAGUUCUUAAUGGGUGCGUUCGGACGACCACAGCGGCUGGACAGCUGAGCCAGCAGUAGCUGUCAGACGUCACCGCUGGAAGUCAGCCGCUGAGAGAUUUACUAAGCUUUCCCUAUCACGGCUGGAUACAACCACUCAGCCGAUUUCUUCUGACAGCCAGCCGCUAUGGUCGUCCGAACGCACCCAAUGGCUUCAGUGUUUCCAGCUGCAUCUUUAAACUACGACUCACUUCAAGUUUUUCGAAGCAACGCUUUCAGUCCCUCUGAAUAAUUACGCAUCUCAACAUUCGUUAAGUAUUACUUUUUCUAUGUGUGGAAUCUCAUUGUUUAAUUUUAAUUUUCAUAAAAGUUCCCAAAAAAAUCUACAAAACGACGAUUGACAAAAAUGUCAAUUAUCAAGUCUAAAUUGUCAUUGAAAAAGUAGUUCAUUUUUAUUAAGUUGUCAUUUUGUGGAAGUGGUUUGGGAAAUAUACCCAAAGAUAUUAUUUAAUUUUCACAAUCUACUUUAAUUAAUAUUGCUUUCUGUGGUUCUACAGGUGUUUUUAGGUCUGCAAACUGUAUAAAUCCUUUAAAUUUGAAAGUACUGUUACAGAUGCUUUGACAAAUGAGUUUGACAAUGGAUCAAUUGUCUUUGAAUUUGAAAUUCAAAAGAAGUUCCACACAUUGAAUAAGUGUACGAAUAUAAUUGAAUUUUAAACGAUAUUGUCAAAGAACAGAUGUGUUAAGGAAAUAAUUGUUUGGAUAGAGAAUCCACAUUACACUGACUUGUCAAAGCAUCUCUUCAGAGAAUCAACCGUCCAGUAUUAAAUCAUCUCUAAUUACCUACUCAUCGCUUAAAAGAAUCUCAUUUUUUACUAGGAACUUAGUUGUCUCAUAUAUAUCUUGUCUCGUAUGAUUUACAAAAAAAAACUUAUUUACAAAUAAAAAUCAGGUUGAACUAUGCAAUACGUCUCAAUACUUUUUACUAUUUUAGUUGGCGAAAAUAAGAUUUCAACUAUUUAUUUUCAAUUAAUAAAUAAUGUUCAAAUGAAAUAUCUGAACAUGAAGUUAAACAUAGUCCGCGAUGCUUAUAAAUGAUGACUGUCAAGGAUAAGCAAAUACGAACUAAGUGGAUUCAGAAUUAUUAUAUUUUCGACCUCUUUAAUAGGGUGUUGACGUAAUGACAGGUGACAGAUGACAUGUCUGUCAACACCAAUGAUACUAUUGUGAAAACCAUGUCCUGUCUCAAACUAAUUUUUAUUUUCUUGUUAGCAUAUUGAAAUCUUUUCAACGAAUCUCUAAUGUCUGACCUACAAGAAGGACUUAAUAUUGUAUCUGAUAACAUUUAUUUCACAUACUAGGGUGUUCUAGUAGCUCAAACUGGAACUGGAAAGAUUCCAGUCUAUCUGAUGUUUUUACUCUGUCUACUAUGUUGACAGAUGUGCGCUGCGCGCGCAUUCAUACCUGACCUCAAUUUGCAUGUGUCAACCUCAAAAUUUCUGUAAAUUCCAAUGAUUUUUAUUUGUUUUGGUUAUGUAAGACUGUAAUUAUUGUAUACGCGAAUUUUGAAAAAAUAAUUUGUUUUAAUUUGGUGUUACCUCGCAGAACGAAAAACUGUAAAAUAAUUUAAAAAAUUAUUAAAACGGGGUUUUCAGUAAAAAAUCGCACAUCGAGUGAUUUAUAGGUAUUUAAAAAACCGUGGAUUGUUACCUCCUCCUCGCAUAGUUUUAGUAAUAUAUAUUUAAACUUUAAAUUAUAGUGUUAAUAAGCUGUUUUUGAGCAAAAGUCUUUUUCUCGGAAACGUCAGUUAAAUAAAUCCGUCGAUGUUUAUAUUUUAACGUACUUAAUCUUCUUGUAGCACUAAAGAAGGUCUAGAAAGUGUAGAUUUAUAUUAAAUGACUGCAUAUAUAAGGACCAUUUUUUUCUGAAUCAGUGACAAACUGUUAUUAAGAUUAAUUGAAGUAAAUAGGCUCAAAGUAACGUAUUAAAAUUCUUCCAUAGAUAUGAGAAAAUUGAAGCAGUGAUAUUAAGUCUCUGGAUAUAAAGAAUGUUCGAAACACUACAUUUUAGUUAUCACAGCUUAAAUUAUGUAUUGAUGUGUAAUUGCUGUAAUUUUUACGGGAAGAAAUAGCGAUUCGCUCCAAAAAUAUCGGUAUUUUUAGUUAUCUGCCACCUCUAGACUUUGGAGUUGCAUGGAAAAAUUUCUUUGCAUAGGAACCAUAAAGAACUCAAACGUACUUGAGGUGGAGCACAACGAAAAAUACCGAUAUUUUGUAGUAAGCUGUUAUAAGGUAUCUAAUAAAUAUUUGUAUUCAGAUUCACAAUUUUAUGAUGAAAAAUCGUUUAAUUUUCUUGAUAGCGUAGGAUAUUUGUGAUAGAUAUACAACGCGCAGAUGUACCGUUAAAAGAAACUUACAGAUUCAGCCUAUCAUAGUAGUUUAUAAUGUGCAGUCAGAAUAAGCUAUAAAAUCAUAUCUAGCAGUUUAAAUAAAUAAAGAAAUAAUAAUGUUGUGUUUUCUUAGUGUACGCUAUCCACGGUGCCUCGGAUUUUAAUUUGUGUAAAGAUCUUAGACGUCUUAACACAUUUGUAUGGUAUUUACAAUUUAUAAUAUAACGUUUAAAAGUUGUAGUACUGUUAAAUGCUACCGUAUUAAUAGGAAAAAUGGACUGAUUUAUACAGGAUGAUUCGAAACAAUUGGAUAUUAGUUAAUCUACAUAUUCUAUAUCAUGUAGAUUUUGCCUUUUUCAAUAGACCUUGACCACUUUUCACCAUUGAUUUGACUAUUUUUUCGUCCCUGAUAUGUAGAAUUGGACCCAUGUUGCAUUAAAAGUCAUAUAUCUUCAACAUUGGGUUGAAUUUAAAACCAACUGUUUUUUGUCACAUCUACAGAUUUAUUUACAUUGAAAUUUCACUGUCAUCGUAUUUUAGAUGACAGAGGUCACAACCAAGGAUAAUUGUUUUCACUUAACGCCAUCUAUCGGAGACUGGACUAAUCGUACAUGAACCAAAAAUUCAUUGUGGUCAAUAUCGUAUAAUUUGUAAAGUGUUCCUAUAUCACUGACGUAUUUACGUCAUAGUUUGAACAAGAAAAACUUGUUAUCAGACUUUAUUUUACCAUCUGUCUCUUUCACCUUUCUUUUACCUUGCUAGGAUAUGAGAUCUCUUGAUUAGUUGAUAUGUAAUACGCGAUCAGAUAAACAUUGUUUAAAAUCAUAAAAAUUGCUGAAUUUAACUUUGAACAAUAUAUUUCAGUAUGUAUUAUUGAAGUUAUACUUCUUUAGGCGCGAUUGGGAGUUAAUUUUUAUUAUUCUGUGCGCAUGCGCACACAGACAGUAUGGCGUUAGUUGCUAAAUCUUUCAAGUUAUGUAUAAAUAUAUCAGUGCAAAAAAAGGUGUGAAAAGAAUAUAUUAGUGUUUUUAGUAAAUAUAUUUAUUAUAAUUUUUGUGUCUUUGGAUUUGUCUUCCUCGGGAGUAAGAUAAGUAUUAUUAAAACAUUUAUAUUUUUAUUAUACUUCACUUCGUCUGUUUGUUACCGUGAAUUGUCAUUAUGUCCGAGUCUAUGUACACAGAGACGUCGUAGCGUUAUUGAUAUACAAUUCGACUAGAGAUCGAGAGGUCUUGGGUUCAAAUCCGGACCGUUCUUAUUCUUUUUUUUAAUUUUUGGAAAGUGGUAAGCAUUAAAAUUGGUUUAAUAUUUAAAUAAAAUAAAAAUAAUAUGUUUAAAGUAUAUUUAUUUCGUUGAAAUCAUAUAAUAGAAGUAUAACUUCUUACGUGCGUACAAAGUACACACACAUUCUUUUUUGUUUGACAAAUCGGUCAUUAAGUAAAAAAACUAAGUAUUUUCCGCUAACACCGGUAAGUAAAAUAAUAUCCAUUUUAUAUCACUCACCCUGUAUAAACAGUUCAUCAUGUUUAAUAAACUCGAAUAGAUGCCCAUAUUUCGUACGACUAACAUAGUGUAGCAGGUUUUAUAAGAGAACUAACCUUCUUCGGGGGUUAACAUAUCUACAGAGUUCAAGACCAACUGGAUCUGCCUAAUAGGGUUGAUUUUUUGAAAACUUUUUUAAUUCGUCGGAUCUAUUUAACUGGCUUUCAUAUUGUAGCUUGUGUGCCAGAAAAAUCAGUUUUUUGGUAUAGUUAAAGUUUUCAGAUCAGUCUGAUCAGUGUUUAUACAAUCUGUAGGCUUGAUUUAUAGGCCUGGAUCCCGCGUACCAAAAAAAGUUGAUUAAUAGCAAGCUGAAAAUGUGUUAAUAGCUUAACGGUGUCUAGUCGGACAAACUUUGAUGUAUGGGAGUAGUGGAACAGGGGAAGUUUUAAUUGUGGAACGUGAUUUUAAUUGUGGAACGUGUCAUCCUGACAAGUUUAUGAUUGAGAAAACUAGCAGGUUGUUUUUAAGUUUAUUCAAUAGAAAACUUUAUACAGGGUGUCCCCGAAAAUAGUGCGUUCCUUUAAGUUAUGGAUAUAAUACACAAUUUAGAACAAAACAGUCCUAUAACAUUUUUUUUAAGUUAACCGUUUCCAAGAAAAAAAUUACAUUGUUCUCCAUAUAAGUUAAUUUUUAUUUUCAUAAAUUUGAAUGACAUGGCAACGUAGCCUAGAAGAACUUGCUGUAACUGUGGAAAUUUAACCUAAUAACCCCUUGUUUAUUUACUUUGAGGUGUGAUUUUUGGGGUUGUUGACAUCGUAGGUACCUACCUGCAAAAUAAUGGAUAUUUGUUUGGUUGAUAUUUACAUUAUUUUACCUACCAGUUGCAAAUGACCUACAAACCUACUUUUUUAAUCUUUAGAUUUUUCCGUUGCGCGUUGUUGCCAGACUUCAAUUUGCAUAUCAAAAAUGUAUUUUCGUUUUUUGGUCAAACGGACCAAUUCAGAAAAAAAUGUUAUGACUUUUUUGCUCUACAUUGUGCCUUCUACCUGUACCUUUAAGGAACGCACUAUUUUCGGGGACACCCUGUAUAAUAUACAGUGCGGUGGAAUAAGUGUUGCCCCCCCUGUUAACUUGUUUAUUUUAAGAAUAUAAGCAAAACGCUCAGACAGGUCGAUUUUUAAACUAACCAUAGUAUAUUAUAGCAUCAACGUUUCGAACUUUACGCGAUCCCUCUUCAGGUGACAGGCAUAACUUUGAUUUUUUUAAAUGGUAAAGUACAUCAUGUGACACCUCAUUUAAAAGCUCUUAAAAUACUGAUUUCAAAAAUGUAUAACACUUUAAUUCUUUUUGAGAUCGUAAGCGCAAAAUUUCGGUCGAACUCUUUUUAAACGCAUUUAUUUUUUUCGAAUUCUGAGAAAACUAAUAAGUAUUUUUGAAAAAUUUAAACGCAGAAUGAAAGAUUAGAUUAUUGCCGAUGGCUGACAGUCCCUUAGAAUAAACAAAAAGUUUCUUUUGAAUUAUUUAAAAAUAUAUAUUAUUAUAUCUUAUAAAGAUAUAUUUGAAAUUAAAAAUCACACUAAAUUUUCUCUUUUUUCAUCACUGUGACCUAUUAAAAUAAACAUUAUUUGAGGGAUUUUGGACCAUCGAGAAUACUGUAAUAUUUCAUUCUGCGUUUAAAUUUUUCAAAAAUAUUUAUUAGUUUUUUCAGGAUUGGAAAAAAAUGAUUGCAUUUAGAAAGAAUUCGACCAAAAUUUUGCGCCUACGCUCUCAAACAGGAUUAAAGUAUUAUACAUUUUUGAAAUCAGUAUUUUAAGAGCUUUUAAAUGAGGUGUCACAUGAUGUACUUUCCCAUUUAAAAAAAUCAAAGUUAUGGCUGUCACCUGAAGAGGUAUCGCGUAAAGUUCGAAACGUUGAUGCUAUAAUAUACUAUGGUUAGUUUAAAAAUCGACCUCUCCGAGCGUUUUGCAUAUAUUCUUAAGAUAAACAAGUUAACAGGGGGGGGGCAACCCGCCGCACUGUAUGAAAAAAUGUUUGUCCGACAAAUAUGUUGGGCAUUUUAAUAAGACCAACACGUAGAACAUGUAAAAUGACAGGAAUUAUGUUGGUGAUAAAUAGCAGUCUGAUCUUUGUAUGAGAGUUUAAUGAAAGGGUAACAAAUCAAUUGAAAGUUCUGUCCGACAAAAUACAUGGGACGUCUUCGUAGUCUGACGUUCGAAAUCUGUAACCUAUUCCACAAUUAAAACUUCCCCUGUUCCAGUCUUCCCGUACAUCAAAGUUUGUCCGACUAGACACCGUUAAGCUAUUAUAAUAACAAAUUUUCAGCUUGCUAUUAAUCAAUUUUUUUGGUACGCGCGGGAUCCAGCCAUAAUUUGUAUAAAAUACGAAUUUAAUUUUAAAUAAAAAAACAUUUCGUAAACAGCGAGAAAACGAGAUUCUUAAAAAAUGUAUCAGAAAAAUCAACUUUUUUUCAAUAAAAAAGGUUUUUCUAUUAUUUUGUUUGUUUUAAUCCUGAUGUAAAAGUAGCGUCUGCCUCACAGAACUGUUUUGUAUAUCUUUCUUCUCGCCUUUCUUUAGUUUCACCUUCUCCUGUCACCUACUCCACUACUAACAAAACUCAACUUUACUAGUCUAUGUAUUUUGAUCUUAACUAUCUUUUUCUUCUUUGGGUGCCAUAUUUGGCCGUCCUUAUGUUGGCAAUUACAUUGGGGAGAUGUUCGACACUGCGUAUUUCCAUCCAAUCACAGAUGUUCUUGAGCCAUGAUAUCUGCUUCCUUCGAAUUCAUCUGUGGCCCUCGAGUUUACCUUUCUCCGACCAUUCCCGGUCUGUAACAAUUUAUCUGCUGAUAAGACGAAGGUUUCGAAGCCAUGAAUAUUUCUCCCUACCAAUUCCCCUUUUCCCUCAAUCUUUCCGUUGAGUAUUAACUGCAGUAUUCAGUAUCUGCUACCUCUCAUGAUAUGCCCCAGAUACUUACUUAAGCCGUCCUCUUGUACCUUACGGUGUCGAGGUAAGUGGAGAAAUCAGACGUCUCGAUGCCUUUCGGUCAGUAGCUAGUCUUUCUGCUUCUCUCCCAACUAAUAUUUCUUUUUACGCAAGCCUUUCCAAUAUUUGCGUUCCACGUUCUUGCUGGCCUGCCUCUUCCUCGUUUGUUGUCAGAUGUCGCUUUCCAUACCCUCUUUACAGUUCUACCUUCACUCAUUCUCGCCAUAUGUCCGAACCACGAUAACUGUUUCGUUUCAAGUCUGUCUAAGGUCCUUCCAAUACCGCACCUUUCACGUAUGUCUUCAUUUCUUAUACGAUCACGUCUGGUCACCCCGGAUACCGCACGUAAAUAUCCCAUUUCGCAUGCUUGAAUUUUACUACGGAUUUGUCGUUCACUGUCUACAAGCCAUGAUAUCUGCUUCCUUCGAAUUCAUCUGUGGUCCUCGAGUUUACCUUUCUCCGGCCAUUUCCGGCCUGUAACAAUUUAUCUGCUGAUAAGACGAAGAUUUCGAAGCCAUCAAUAUUUCUUCCUAUCAAUUCCCCUUUUUCCUCAAUCUUUCCCCUUGAGUAUUAACUGCAGUAUCCAGUAUUUGCUACCUCUCAUUAUACGCCCUAGAUAUUCAAAUUUUUUCUUUUUAUCGUCUUUGUUAAGUCACCUUCGCCAUUACCUAUUCUGUUUACGACUUAUAUUUUUGAAAUGUGUUGGACUCGUGAUAUUUUGAGCAUUCUACGAUAUGACCACAUCUCGAAGGCUUCUAAUUUGUUCAUCAUAUUAACCUAUUUGAUCCAGGUUCCACAUCCAUAUAGUAAUACAGGAUACACAUAACAUUCUAGGAACUUGAUUCUAAGUUACAAGGUCAGCUGAGAAUUGCACAGUACAGGACAAAGUUUCGUAAAUGCACCUCUUGCAAUUUAUAUACGCAUUUUAAUUUCUUCAUCAGGAUUUAAUGUCUCGUUUAUCCAACAUCCUAGGUAUUUAAAAUGGUUAAUCAGUUCCAUAGGGCCAACGUGUUGUUUACUAACCACAAGUAACUUUGUUUUUGAUGUAUUUAUGCCAAGUCCGUUAUUGGAGCAUUCUCUGGUGACUCGAUCUAUAAGAAAUUGAAGAUUUACGAUACUGUAACGAAAGAAAACUCUUCACCGACCCCACACCUGACACCACUGUAAUAAAACGAGCGAUUUCGUAUUUAUAUACGACUGUAUUAAUUUAUUUAUACAAGUUUUCUUUACAAAUCUCUAGCUUCAACUAAACUCUAUUUACAAAAUAUAUUCCUAUUUAUAGCCCAGCCGUUAUUCUGGAACAAUCCACGCUCAUCUCUAGGUAUCAGCUCGGCCCGCCUACCUGAGGUACGUUCUCGAACACCGUUCUUUACCUCCACCGCCGCCUCGAACAUUCGAUUACGUCAUUCUUACACAUCUCGAUUUGUGUACUGUUAUACGGGGGGCCGGUCAAGAGUUCUCUUUCGUUAUAAUACUUUCAGCCAUGAUCGCUGUGUCAUCUGCAUAUCUGAUGUUGUUAAUAGUUUCUCCCCUAACUCGAACUCCAUAUUGCCCUUCUAAGGUUUCGUUAAAUAUUAUUUCGGAGACAUGUUAAACAAAGUUGGGGAUAACACACACCUUGUCUGACACCUCUUUGAAUUAAAAUUUUUUCUGUUUCUUUACCGUCUACCAGAACAGAAGCUUCUUGAUUCCAAUAUAGUUGGAAAAGUCUCAGAUCUUUAUCAUCUAUUCCAGUCACUCCUAGAUACUCGCCUAUCAUGUUGAACCCUAUCAAACGUCUUUUCAAAAUCUAUAAAGCAGACGUAAAUUGGUUUGUGUAAAUAAAUUAUAUAAUAACUUUUUUACACGAAUAAAGAUAUACAGAACAUUUUUAUGUAAUUUCGUUUUAAGCUUUAUAUAUUUAAGCAAAUACGAACGUUAUUGCCAGGAACGAAGUGUAUAGGAUACAUAGUUUAUAUAAUAAUUAUUAUAAAAUCAAUAUUCUGGCUCAUCUGAUACACAAGCUAUAUACUUAACUUUUACUGAACUAUUAAGAUCCUAUAACUUUACUCUCUCUAUAUUAUUGUAACCAGAAUAAUCUUAUUCAAGUAUCACUUAAAUGUUACAGUUUUCAAAGUUUUUAAUGUGAUUCGAGGGAAGUUAUUAUGUAGAUGGUCUAUUUUAAUCUGGUUUUCCUAUAAAUAUAUAGUUGUUAUAUCGAUGGUAAAUGGUGCUUAUGUACGGGGAUAUGACGGUAUCAAAUGCUUUAAGAUGUCUACGUAUUUCUUUAUGAUUUCUUAACAACUUUUCUGUCGAAAAUGACAAAUUUAGAUUAUUGCAGCACGAAUGCCAAACCAUAACUUAUUAAAUAAAUUCUUUAUAAUUGGACGUUUCCCGUUUAAGUUAUAAAUUGUUUUCAAAACACAAUUUUUGAGUCAAAACUCUUCUGUUUUGUUAUAUUGGACAAUCUUCUUGUUGGUACAUAAGUUCUGUAUCAACCACACAUCUUUCUAUGUUAUCAUUUAAAAGUUCUCCACAAUGUCUUCGUUAUUUCUUCAGUAGUGUACUCUUUAAUCACAUCUGAUGAAAGCUUCCAAAUAUUGCUGCAAAUGCUGCACAAAUAGAGACAACAGGAGAAUUGUUGUAAAUCCUGCCCAAAUUCAACGGAUGCUCCAUCGACAAAAGCAUACCUCCAUCUCACCUUACAACGGAUAUGGUAACAUUAUUUACCUUCCAUUAGGUCUUCGACCUGCCACUGCCUAAUGAGCGUCAAAUACAGGGCAAAACAUAUCUGAGUGGUAACCAAAAAUAUAAAUUUUUACCGAUUAUUUCGGCCAUUAGAAAGAUUACCGACAGAGUUUUGUGUAAGACCAUCAGUAGGAGUUUGUACUUAACAUAUUACUUACUUGUAACAUGGAUAAACUCUCCCUACUCUGUUUUUGUCUAGGAAUAUAUUUUAUCUAUUGGUAUGGCCAUUUUUUGCCCUUAUGCAAUGACUUUCCACCCGAAUACUGCGCCAUGCAUCACAGUGAGUUAUCUCAGUACAAUAUGUCACCGUAUGAUUAGUCAGUUAUGGUUUGCACAACUUUUAGACAACGGUUCUGGUAAUUUGCCGAUUGCGCAUGGUGUAAUUGUGAAAAUAAAAGCUUCUACCAUCUUCUCAGUUAAUCUGCAGGUGUAUAUAGGUACCAAUAGGGUGUUUUUUUUAUUGGAUAUUGAAACGCGUCGUGUCGGAAUGAAAACUUCCCCAGUCAAUCUGUACUAGACACUAGCGAUCAUAGGUUCUAGUACUAGCGACCUCAGGUUCAUAAUUCAGACCGAAACUAUGAUACAUAUUCUUUUUCUCAUGAGCAUCUUUCAGUGCGUCACAGUUUUUCGAUUUCUUUCUAACGCAUUAAAUUGUAUGUGACAGAAAAAAGGCACGUCUGGGAUUAGAGACAUUUAUUCUAGUUGUCGAUAGAUGGCGCUAUAAUCGAAAAAAAUUAUUUACGAAUUAUAUAAUAUAUCUACGAAUAUACCGGAGGGACCGCAGACGUUCGGAAACAAUUAGCGUCUCUUUGCAAAGACAAUGACGUCGACUUUGCAAAGUAACAAGACACUUACUCAACACACACUACACAUUACUCCCCUGACUUAGUGAUAAGUUAUACAAUUACGUGGCUAAAGGUUCUAGUUCUAAACCAAAGCCAAAAUCAGAGAAAAAAAAUCUACGAAUAUAAUCUGUACAAUUUAUAAGACUAUACAAAUCAAAGAAAAUACCAUUUUAUAAAUGCAAUAAACACAAUUGAUUUGUUUUUAUGCCAAAUUGCAAAUAAAAUGUGACAAUUGUCAGAUUUAACUAAAAUGUCAUGUUAUAAUAAAUGUUAUAAAUGUGUAUUAUCACGGACUUACCUUUUUUUUCUAUCAUUUUUGACGCACUGAAAAAUUCUCAUGAAAAGGACUUUAUAUCACUAUUUUUGUUAAAAGAGAUUGUAAUUCAGGUUCUCUCUAUAUUAGACAGACAUUAAGGGAACCUAAUGCAAUUUUUUUUCUUCCUUUAUGAUGACGAAGUUAAUGCAUGUAAGUUAUUAUUUAUGUUGUUAUGUAGUUUGAGUUUAUAUCUUUUUAUGUAUUUUGGUGCUUGUCUAAUUUGGAAUGUUUGAAAACGACUUCAAUCUGAAAACCGAAACACCCUAUAAAGCAUUUAUUUUGUACUGUGUGGUUUAUCUCAACGAAAUAUUUAUUAAAAUAUAUCACAAGCAAAUAGUUAUCAAUAAAGUACAAUACACUUUCAUAAGACUAAAGGCGGGUUCUCACUUGUCAGUUUCGCUGAUGCAGUCCUAAGUGAUUCAGUGAUACUGAACAAAUAAUGAACGUGAGAACACAUUUUCAUAUUAAAUGUUCAGUACAUUCAUACUUUCAGGUUAAGUGAAAACCAAUUCUACUUUUUAUCAUUUUGACUGAUCAUUCUUUCAUGAUGGUAUUGGUAUUUUGUAUUUUGGGAGAAAUUUUUUACAGAUUCUCUUGAAAUAGGGAACUUGCACAUUUUUUUUAUUACAUAAUAAUGUUCACCUUUGUAUAACAAUAAGAUUUCCAAAAUUUCACGCUUUAAAACCUGAUAAUAACUUAGAAGUACAAAUUUAAAGUCUUCUGUAUUUUAAAAUAGUUCAAACGACCCGUGACGUCACAUAGUUCUUCUUCUUCUUCUUCCUUUAUUGGGUUAUAUCCCUCGGGAUAAUUCGCCCAGCUUACACCAGGGAACGUCACAUAGAUUUAAUAUAUAGUUAUGAUUAUGGUUAUAUUUAGGUAUAUUCUUCUUCUGCUUCUUUAGUUUAUUGGCCUACACCUACUUGGGCAUUUGGCCAGCUCAUCAUCACGGAUUAAGGGAAAAAUAUUUAUAUUCUAAUGACAUUUAUCGUAUGUCAUUGUAAUAAUAUAUACCACUUUGUUGAGAUUGGAGUUUGAUAUAGUUAUUGAAGGAAAGGAAAGAAGGUUUACUAUGGAAAAUAAAACCAUUUUGUAAAAGUACACAUUUUCUAUGGAUAGUUCAAACAAUCAAAAACACUUGUAACGUCACAUAACUGUAUUUUCUACUGACGUUUAUAAUAUCUAAUUUAAAAUUAUAUACAAUUUUAUACAAUUAUAUACAAAUUUGUUUACUUUGUUGGUGCAAAAUGUAAAGAUAUAACCCGAUGACGUCACGACGCGUUUUGGGCUGCCUGGUAUAAUUUGAAUUUUUAAUCAUCUUUAGGGGCCAAACGAAAGGCAAACAAUUUUUUUUUAUCUUUGAUACAUGUUUUAAAUUAUGUUCUGUUGUGAUUUAUAACAUUUUUUUCGAAUUUAAAAUUUUAUGCAAGUUCCCUAUUUGUCUUUGUUCAUUCUUAAGUGGUUUGUAUAUAAAUCAUAAUCUUCCAAAGCUAACUUUUUCGAUAUAGUUUCACUAGCACCUCGUUUAUUUCUGCGCAAUAUCCAGGACCUGGCCUACCAUCUACGACGUUUUCUUUUUUUUUUUUAUUCACUAGAAUAUUCUGUAAUUCAUUUACUAAUAAUUGUAAACAUACUUCGCGAACAGCUGGUCUCAAUUUUUUUGGAAUCAUUUUCACCCACCACCACGAUAUAAAAUGUUUUGACUAUUUGCAUACUGAAUGUAGCAAAACAUGAAACGUGUAAAUACAAACGUCGCUUUUUAUUUUUCAUUAUUAAUGAAUCAGUCAGACUGCGUCAGCGAAACUGACAAGUGAGAACCCGCCUUAAAUUACUAUGAAAAACCUACAGAAUGUUGAGUUUUUAUUAUAAAAUACGAAUUAUACUUUCAAUGUACUCAAAACUAUUGCUUAGAGUGAAAAAUACGUAGACAAUUUAAAACCAAACACUAUAUUCUCCUGAGUUGUAUCGCCUGUCCCCUUUUCCACCCAUUUCUUGUAAUAUUUUAACGUAGUGAGAAAUCCAAAACCAAUUUUAUUAAUGGACCUUCCAUACUUUUUAUGUGAAUAUGUAUAUGUAGGUACAUUGGAAUUCUUCUACUGUGCACUUUAGUUCAAACCUUUAACUAACGGAUAUGUUCGAUUAGUAAAACGAAGGCUCUUAGGUAGAAAACAGGAUUUGUACAGUUCGAAUAAAUCUAAGACCGGCCACUCACUAUGAGGUCACCCUGACAGGUACACCUAAACAGUUAGAUCUGUCAGGUCAGGUGUAUCUGAUAGUGUGUGCCUUUCGAUGUCAGAUCAUCUGAGAGAUUAAUUAUUCCCGAGACACACUAUCAGGUAUACCUGACGGGUCUAACUAUUCAGGUGUACAUGUCAGGUGUACCUGAUAGUGAGUGACCGGCCUAAGAUCACGGGAUUGUUCUGUUAUCAUUGGCAAACAGUUAUGAUUCACCGUUCUCUUCGAACAGAAAUUUCAAUUUUAGUAAGAAGAUAUAGUCACAAGUGUUUCAUUUUUCAUUAAUGCCAUAAUUGCACUGCCAUAUAUAUUUUAUUAUCUCAGAUAAAAAGUGGCAAACACAUUAUAAGAAUUUUUGACAUGUUUAUUAUUGAUUUGUUUAAGCUUGUACAGAAAUUUUGCAAUAUAUUGCUCAAAUCAAAAUUUCAUAUUUAUUAUUCACUUUUUUAAUAUUAUAUUAUGUGUGAACCUACAUUAUUCUCCUAUAUAUUAUUAUUACUCCUAUAUAUUAGAAAACUACAUUCCCAAUGUAUUGUCUGUGAAAUCCUACAAGAUUUAAAAGUGGCGCGUUUCCAGAGUUCGGCAGUUAUACAAGAAGCCAUUGAAGCAUACCUGGUAGAUUUGUUUUUGUUUUGUUUUCAAAUCCGCUGGUACGGAACUAUUACCACUUCUAUGAGUACCUGAGUGUUCAAAACUGGAGCAUUGUUACGAUAGUUUUAAAUAUUUAUAAUUUCUUCGAUGUCUAUCUUUAUAUUAACUGUUUCGGCAAACAAGGCAGUAUAAACUUCUUCCAAGCAUCUAUAUACAGCGGAUAUAACAUCAGGAUAUCUGAGAUGCUACACUAGAUGGAUAAGCAAUAAUAAAGGGUUCUCUCUGCAGUAUUUACCCUAGUCUCAGUGGGCGUAGCAAGUGUAAUGGUCGUCGUGUGUGGUUUAUCUUUCUAGAUCUCUCUGAAAUCUCCAUAGGUCACUUUUUUUAAUUCGUGCAUUAGUCGUUUAUACAUUUCUGUGAUUUUUGCAUCCAGAAACACUUUCUUGAUGGUCCUUCAGUGCGUGACAACUCCACAUUAUAUACCCUUUCUUUAUUUUAAUCACCAAGUCUUUGGCCUUAACCCCCAGACUUCACCGGUUAAACGGGUCCAUAAAUUUUUCUGAGGAAUUUUCUCUCCAACUUUCUGAGCGCUUCUUCUUUUGCUCUUCUUUUGCCCUUCGUGCGACGAGGAUUAUUCCUGUUUGUCUGCCUCUUAUUCUGUUUCAGUUGUUGUUGACUGUACAGUGUCUUUCCAUCUUUUCGGCGGCCUUCCAACGGGUCUUCUGCUAUACAACUUGAUGUUUUUACAGAUGUUCGCUAAUCUAUCUGGUUUCAUUCGGUCUACAUGUUCGUUCCAGUUUUUCUUUCUUGUUUUUAUCCACCUGUUAAUAUUUUGAAUUUUUCAUCGUUCUCGUAUUCUUCUGUUGCUUUGUCUGUCUCUUAAUGUUAUGCCCGCUAUUGAUCUUAAUACUUUUAUUUCAAUAUUGUUGAUUUGUUGUUUCGUGUUUCUUGUAUCGGUCCUUGUCUCCGCUGCAUAUGUUAGGAUAGGUCUUACUGUUGUCUUGUAUACUUUUAUUUUGCUUUCCGUGGUCAGAUAUUUGUUUCUCCAUACGGUUUUUCGGAGGCAACCACUUACUCUUGCUGCUUUUGUUGCUUGUGUUGUGGUCUCUAUUCUUAUAUUCCUGUCACUAGUGAUCUCUACUCCUAGGUAAUUGAAUAUCAUUACUUUUUCUACAAUUUUGCCGUCUAUUUCUAACUUGCAUCUACGCGGCUCUUAUACAUUUAGUUUUUUCUACUGAUAUUCUCAUAUGAAGUUUGUUUGCUGUGAUAUUGAAAGUGUGCCUUUGUAGAUCAUCCUCGUUAUCAGCAAUUAGGACUGUAUCAUCGGCAUAGCAUAGUAUCGUGAUUUUAUGCGCUCCCAUGUGGUAUCCAUGUCGUUUUCUUACUUCACGAAAUAUUUGAUUCAUCACCAUAUUGAAUAACAAUAUUGAAUAACAAUGAGCUGAGCGAAUCUCCUUGGCGGAUUCCUCCUUUUAGUUCUAUGCGUUCUGUUUCUCCUGUUGACAUUAUAAAUCUGGUCUUGUUGUCCUUGUUAAUUUCUUUAAUUAGUCUUAACAUAAGAGUAUUAAUUAGUCUAUGACAUAUUUAAAUCUAAGUAAAUAUACCGACUUAUUGCUCAGUGGUGAGUCUAAAUGUAUCCUGAAUUUUUAAAGAUUUUUUGUGAUUGAGCCAAAAAUAAAACUUUAGUACCGAAUCGACUUGAUAUUAAAGACCACUAAGACAACAAACCACAGAGAAAACAACUUGAUGAAGUAAUUAGAAUCCUAAAUUUUAUAAGUUUAAACGCAUAAUGAUUAAUUUACUUUAGAAAGAAUCUUCUGUUAGCUUAAAAACGUGUAACAAAACUUAAGGAAUACUAUUUUACUUGAUUAAGAGCAAUUUUCAAAUACAUUCUUUUCAGAUUUUUUCUUUAAACUUUAAAACACUUGUAUUUGUGGUUGCAUUAGAAAACUUUACAAAUCCUGUCGACUGCGCCUUAUCGACCUUUGAUAUAAAUACAGUAUGGCCAACUGCAGAAAACCUAAGAAUUACUAUUUCGCAAAAAACGAAGAAUCUACAUUUUAGUAGGUGCUUGUUUUUUAGAUAUUAAUCUGUAAGAAGUUAAGAAUUAGAUUUUUACUUUUAAAAAACAUUACAGAAAAAAUCAUCGCAAACAAGUCAUAGGUUUUUACAAAAAAAAAAUCUACAAGAAUUUGAUAUCGGUUUACUACUCGAAAUAUUUUAUUGGUUGUUUUAAAUGAUUUUUUCCGUAAUUCGAAAUAAAGUACUUAUUUUGUACCGCGGGAAGUGCUACAGGAAUAUUUUCUAGUUUCUAAUUUUCAGAGGGAAAACCUACAAUUUGUUAUAUUAUGCUUUUCCAAAUUCAAUAUUAUCUGAAAAUGUCUUGUAACAUUUUUUCGGGGUACUUAACUCGAAGACUAAUGGUUAUUAGCAAGAAUUGAGGACUGUCUAAUACAGUUCUAAUAUUUUACACUAAUUUAUAUGUGGUAAAACCUUAUUCCAGUGGUUUCCAACUUGAGGAGCGCCCCUGCAAAAAGAUUAUUAAAUGGGAGUUGUAGCUGCUACCAAAACAUCAUCUUCGAAGACAAGAAAAGGUCACAUCACAGUUAGAUGAUCUAAUCCAUACCAAGUCCAAAUUUUUGGCAGUCUUGUUUCUAGUCUGCAUUUGAUCAAGUUCGUCCAAUUCCUUAUUUUAUGUUUCUGGUCCAGAACAUUUGUUUUAUGUCCAUUCUGUUACCUUCUUUAUUACCUGAUGAUCUUCUGCAUCUUCUUCCAAUAGCACUGCAUCUCAAAAUAGCCCUUGGCCUCCUGUAAUUUCUGCCUCGAAUAUAAGCUACGUGGUAUUGUUUGUAUCUAACUUCCGACACCUUCAGGUUUUUUUCAGUAAGGGUUUUCAUUUCUGCUGUUUCCAGUAUUCUUUAUUCUUUUUGUCCUCACUGUGUCAGGUCGUGUUUCUGCCGCGUAUGUCAUUAUUGGUCGGAUGACUGUUUUGUAAAUUCUGCCUUUAAUUUCCCGAUAUUUUUAUUUCCUCAUAUUGUUUCAUUCAGGCAACUUGCGGCUCUGUUUGCUCUAUUCACUUGAUCUUCCUCUUCUGUUUCGAGCUUUUCAUAGCUGGAUAGUGUGAUGCCUAGAUAUUUCAACUCCAUCACUUGAUCUAUUAUCUGAAUCUCCAGCUCUCAGUUACAUCUUAGUAGAUUUGCUGUUAUAAACCAAGCAUUUUGACUUUUUUUGGGGAUAUUAACGUGUUAAAUUUUCUGGCGGUUAUAUUAAAAUAGUGCAGCAUACAUUGUAAAUCAUUUUCACUUUGAGAGAUUAGUAUUGCAUCGUCUACAUAGCUGAUUAUUUGAAGUUUUCAUUCAUUUGGUAUUCUUUUUUAGCUCUUACUUUUUGUAUUACUUCAUCCAUGAUCACGUUUAACAAUAGAGAGCUCAGGAAGUCUCUCGUCCUAUACAAUUACCAGCUUCAAUAGGGCUUUUCAUCGAUUGUCAUUUGUUUCGAGCUUCUGUCAUGUGUCACAUUAUAUUAAUAUAUCUACGCCAUACGUCUUUCCUUUGUAUCAUUGGUAUAUACCAAUAACGUACGACGUAGAUAUAUUAAUAUUAUGUGACACAUGACAGAAGCUCGAAACAAAUGACUGUGAAUGAAAAGCCCUAUUGGCUACUCGUUUCUUUACUUCUUUUGCAGUAUCAUGUAGGAUUGAAAAUAAGAUCCCCAAGCUAUUUAAAUGUCUGAACUCUUUCUAUGAUUUGGUUGUUUAUUUUUAACUAUGCUUGCCUAUAAUGUCUUCUGAUAAUUAUGAUCUAAUCAAUAUGCUUAGAUAUUUAAUGUUGUGUGCUUAGAGUGCUUAGAAUUGUUGUUCCAUGAUGUGAUAUAUAUUCAGUCCCAAAUAUGUGGGUGUCAUAAUAAUUUUGAUAAAAUGGAGGAGCAGUGUAACUAAAAGGUUGGAAACCACAUCUUUUCUCAGUUUGAAAAAUAAAAAGCAUCUACGCAAAAUAUGCAAAUAUUGAAAAUGCUGUUGAUUCGACAUAGAUAUUUAUUAUUGUUGUAGUGUAGAGGAUCUCAUAUAUUACUAUCUAACGACAGUGCCUUUUGUUGCAUCUUCUACUGCCAUUAAGCUUAUUUGCACUUAAAUGCUACCGUUAAUACUGAAAUGUUUAUAUGUUAAAGACUGUUUAAGACUGUUAGGUUACACUUCUACUCCUUUAGAAAAUGUCUAGCUUAUUUUUUAUUCUCAUUACUUUAGGUUUUAUUAAAUAAAACUUAAUUAUUAUCGUUAUUCGACUCAAUGAGAAGAAAUUAUUGUUGGGAAUUGAACUGUGGUCUUAAAAUAUCUGGUUUCCAAAAUGGUAUGUGGGGAAACAGAAAUAUUUGAGGUUAGUUUACUAAAAUUAGGUUUAAAUUCGAUUCCCACAGUCCUCCAUUUAAAUUUUAAACGAGAAUAUGGAUUACAUUUACAGGGCCGGAUUUACAUUAAUAUUUCUGGCGCCUCACGACUUGAUAUCCAGUUACCACUAGGCCAGUGCCUUGUCGGCCUAGUGGUAAAUCCGGCCCUGUAUAUUUUUUUACUCUUUAAAAUAAACCGAGUUUUUUUGAAAAUGUCAAAUAGGAAAAAGACGACAAUUUCCUGAUGCCGUUUGUAUUCUUAGAAACAUGUAUUUGUUUGUAUUCCAUAUAGUACCUAGAUAUAGGCCUAAAGUACAUUUCCAAUAGGCAUUAGCCCAUGAGAGGGAUAAGGCAGAGGAAACACUCGACCCUGGCUGCAGAGUAUACCUGGUGCAGACAAGGGGACUCUUGUGAGCCUUUAGGCUACUCUAAGCUAGUAUAGGAAUGCCCAGAGGAAUUCGGUAGACAGGAUCGGAAAACAACAUCUCUUACUGAGAAAACACCUGGUCAAACACAAGGUAAACUGUAUAUUGGACAGAUGUGCUAAUAGGGCUGAAGUACCGCGGAAAAUAAGCAGAAAGCAACUCAAGAUCAUCACAGGCUUUCUUAGUAGACAUACGCCGAUCAAAGGACAGCUGCAUACAAUAAGGCUGGUUAAUAGAACAGUCAACCAUGUCUUGCGUGACUGCGAGGCAUUAGAUCGCAGGCGAUAAACGCUUUUUGGAGUCUACCAAGUGACUCCAAAAAGAUAUAGCAGUCAUCUACUAGACCUGUACAAGCUGCUACAAGGUACCAGAAUCCUAGAAUAGGUAUCACGAAUGAAUGGAACAUGUACAAUAAGCCUAUUGACUGCAUUAAAAAAAAAAAGAAAAAGGCCACAGAAGAAAAAUCCUAGAAACUUUAGAUGAUUUUAUAAGCUGCUCAUACAUAUUCUUAAUAGAAUGUUUUAUUCAGUAUUAUCAAUUAGUAAAGUCUCAAUAAAACCCGAUAUAUUUCGGUCUAAUUUUAGAGUUGUUCUAGUGAGAUAUUUACAUAAUAUUUCGAGAAUGCUAGAUAUGUAUAUCUAUUUAUAUUUUGAAUAUUUGCAUAUUUUGUCGAUUUUUUUAAAAGAAACGUCUAAAAGUCAUAUUACAACGUGAAAGUGGCCUAAUAACUAACAAAACCUCGGUCGAAAAUGCAAUAGAUCUAGUCGUUUUUUAGUUGAUCAAAAUUAGUUUUUGUACUGCAGGCCGUCCAAUGGGCCUUGGGCACAAAAAAGUGUAUGUGCUAGCACACACCGAACAUGUCUUUCUUGAUCUUCCCUAAGUCUUGCGCGAACAUAGUUUUCAUUAUCAAAUGAACUUACUUGUCUACUACAUGUAAUACCAAAAUAAAUUUGCUGAUGCAUCAAUCAAAUGUU